Penicillium verhagenii is the source of this 1548-nucleotide messenger RNA. Its product is annotated as clathrin-mediated endocytosis regulator UBX3. The record is from RefSeq and is a predicted model, not a curated record. Lineage: Eukaryota; Fungi; Ascomycota; Eurotiomycetes; Eurotiales; Aspergillaceae. Gene Ontology annotation, molecular function: ubiquitin binding. The coding region runs from base 1 to 1548 and encodes 515 amino acids. The transcript has 2 exons. Gene Ontology annotation, cellular component: endoplasmic reticulum.
AUGUCCACGUCGGACCUUGACCUCGAUCAGCUCUCAGACAGUGAGAGAACUGCUCUUGAGACAUAUACCUCUGUCACUGGUCAAGAAUUAACAGACGCGAUUCCAUUAUUGCGCCGGUCACAAUGGAAUGUUCAGAUUGCUAUCGCCAAGUUCUUUGAUGGCGAAGGUCCAGAUAUUGUUGAAGAAGCGCGCGCAGCACUUCCCCAAUCUCCACCUCCCCAACCUAAUCGCCAAACACGGAACUUGAUGACCGAGGAUAUCACCGAGCAGCUGUCACUACUAGGUGCCCGGACCGCAGAUCCAGCUCCCAGAGUCGAUACUCAAUCCGGGGACCAGCCUAUCUACCGCCCACCAUUUAUUAUCGCUCUAUUAUUCACACCCUUCAAUCUGGUCUAUCGACUUCUAUGCAGUUCGUUUCGUCUGUUCGGGACAUUAUUUCCUUUCUUACCCCGACUAUUUAAUGUUACUGCAAACCCGGCCCUGCAGGGAACACGACGAAAUACUACUGGCCGCCGCUCCCUUGGGCCAAAAGAUACCGCAGCCCGAUUCAUUCGUGAGUUUGAAGAGGAACAUGGGUCCCAUCCGAUCCCAUUUUUGGAAAAUGGAUAUAACAUGGCGCUGGAGAAGGCCCACCGUGACUUGAAGUUCUUAGUGGUGAUUCUGAUUUCGCCCGAGCAUGACGAUACAAAUGGUUGGGUACGAGACACUUUGCUAGCGCCGGAGUUAUUGGAGUUCAUCAACGACCCGCGGAACAACCUUUUAGUAUGGGGAGGAAAUGUUCGGGAUUCCGAGGCAUACCAGGUAGCCAACUCACUGCGGAUCACCAAGUUCCCAUUUGCGGCGGUGAUCGUACAUACUCCGAACGUAUCAUCGACGGCGAUGUCGGUUGUAGGCCGCAUUGCGGGAAUCACUGCACCGGCUGAGUUUGCGAACCGGCUUCGCACUGCCAUCUCUUCGAACCAGGAGCCUCUGGAGCGCAUUCGGUCUACUAGAGCAGAGCAACAGGCAUCUCGCAGCCUGAGAGAACAGCAAGAUUCGGCUUACGAGCGAUCCCUGGCGAUUGACCGGGAGCGGGCUCGUGAACGUCGGGAAGCAGAGGCGGCCCAACAGCGAGAGGCGCAGGAGUUAGCAGAUCGCCAAGCUGCGGAGGAGAAAAGACAGCGUGAUCUGGCUCAGUGGAAGCAAUGGCGGGCCCAGGCCUUACGCCAGGAGCCAGGGACCGAUGCCAAGGAUGUGGUGCGCAUUAGCGUGCGACUACCGUCUGGAGAGCGGAUCGUGCGUCGAUUCAAAUCCGACGCUGAAAUGGAAGAGCUCUACGCAGUUGUGGAAUGUUACGAAGAAUUAAAGGCAGACGAGACCUCGGUGGUGUCUGCACCAGCAGGAUUUGAACACCAGUAUAUGUUUCGUCUGAUUUCACCUAUGCCCCGGGCGGUGUAUGCAGUGGAAGAUGGCGGGACGAUCCGUGAUAAGAUCGGGCGGGGUGGUAAUCUUUUGGUGGAGCCUAUUGUGGAAGAUGAUGAAGAAGAGGACGAGGGGACUUCAUCAUAA